AUGCCGUCAGCCACUGAACCCGAUUGCGGUCUUUGCGACUCUAUCCAGAAAGCCGGGACGAUCAAGAAGCGGCUUAUUGUCUGUUGCGAUGGAACGUUUACGGCGUCGAAUACGGGGAGAGAAACGAAUCCCAGCAACAUCUCGCUCUUGAGCCGAACGAUCGCGAACGUGGGUAUCGAUCCAAAUGAUCCGAAGCACGAGAAGAUUCCUCAGGUGGUGUUCUACCAGUCUGGCAUUGGCACUGGGGCGAUGAGCUUGACGACCAAAGUGAUGCAAGGUGGAUUUGGUGGAGGUUUGAACGAGAAGGUAGUUGAGGCAUUCACCUUCCUUGCCAACAACUAUGGGCCCAACGACGAGAUCUUCCUUUUCGGCUUCUCUCGCGGCGCCUAUACCGCUCGAUCUAUAGCCGGUCUCAUAUGCCAGGUGGGCCUUCUGACCCCUGGCAUGAUGGACUACUUCGACGAGAUCUACAACGAAUACAAGAGGCGAGGGGAUGCCAAAUCGUUCGAAGACACGGAGUGGGCCAAGGCUGAGGCAGUGAGAGGAGAGCUUGGGUUGGAUGACACGAUGUACCCUGGUGAGAAGAUGAGUAGGAUUGAGUAUAUCCGUAAGUGGGCGCAUUUGCAUGUCAAGAUCAAGGUCGUUGGUGUGUUUGAUACUGUGGGGAGUUUGGGCAUAAGUGGACGGGUGGAUCAACCUGGCACGGAUUUGGACUUUCAUUCUACGACGCUGCAUCCGAAAAUCGAAAAUGCCUUCCACGCCCUCGCGCUAGAUGAGUCUCGCGGUAACUUUCCACCCACUCUCUUCUACCUGGACGAAGCCUGCCGGGAAGCAGGCGUCAACCUCCGUCAAUGCUGGUUCCCAGGCUACCACGGCGACAUAGGCGGCGAUGCCAUCCCCUUGCUAGACACCAACAGCAUGAACGAGAUCACCUUCGCCUGGAUGAUCGACCAGCUCGAACGCGCCCAACUCCUCCAAUUCGACAAAACCGCCCUGAAAUACCCCAUCCUCAGCCGUCUCGAAAACCUCGACGCCAACACCGUCACCUCAUUCCCACCCCUCACCCCAGAACAGGUCCACAAACGCCGCAUCCAAUGGUCCGACGGCAGACUCAUGCCCACCGACAAUCUCUUCUGGCAAGCCGCAUCUCUCCUCUCCACACUCCGCUUCAGCUACCGCCGCGAGCCGGGAACCUACUACGCCAAAGACGGCGGCUCACAAAUCGACUACGAACACUUCAAAGAAGAGAUCCAUCCGACCGUUUACCAUCGUAUGCUCUCGCGUCCGCACGGCUGGGCCGCGUACAAGCCUGAGGCACUGAAGGGUUGGAAGCGAGUGGCGGAUGGGCCGGGGAGGGGGUUCUCGUGGGUGAAGGAGAUUAGGAAGGGUUGGUUGGGCGUUGGGGAGAAGGAGGUGGUUAAGAUUCAAGAGUAUCGGAUUGAGAGGUUGGAGGAGAGGGAUACGAAGGGGUACGAGCAUUGGACGGGGAGUUUGGAGAGAGUGCUGGCGCCGAAGGAGUAUUUGGUGUAUUUGGAUCAGGCGUGGGAGGUGUAA
Messenger RNA from Zasmidium cellare ATCC 36951, 1554 nucleotides. RefSeq lists its product as uncharacterized. The record is from RefSeq and is a predicted model, not a curated record. The transcript has 4 exons. Lineage: Eukaryota; Fungi; Ascomycota; Dothideomycetes; Mycosphaerellales; Mycosphaerellaceae. The coding region runs from base 1 to 1554 and encodes 517 amino acids.